AUGGAGUGGGAAAAGACUGCGGCGCAAGACUGGUCUUUGCCUGACUAUGGGCGUGAUAAGAACGGCACCGGUCCUGCUCUAAAUGCCACCACAGAGAUACCCCUUAUACCGGACUUGAUCUCAACCACACCACCGGCACCCGCGACAAAUCCAAGUUCAACCAAUGAAGAAGCUCCAUUCGAGGCUAUUUCCGAGCCGCCCACCCGCUCCAUCCAACCUCCGAAGCAGGCUCCCAUAAGUGGGGAGCCCGUGGAUGGUUUCCAGCAGCAGGCCGCAUUAGCUGCUCCGGCUUUCAAUGAUUCCCCAGCAAAGAAGCGAUGGCAAGAGGGCCGGAAGCCCGAUGCGUCUGUACGUCUGCCUGACGAAGUUACCAAAGCCAAACCCUAUGGUCUUGGGGAAAAGGCUCCCUCGAUCGCAUUAAUGAAAUCCCUGGCUCACUUCCGGGAGCGGGACGAGGUUUUAAAGCGCAUCGCCCAGCUGACUGGUGUAUUCAUGAAACGCGGCAGUCAGCAUGAUCGAACUCUUUGUAUCUGGGGAGAGCCUGAGCAAGUAAAAGCAGCAAGGACUCUCCUCUUGAGGCUGCUUGAGUGGUUCUACUGCCAAAGUCCUGUUGAUGGACAGCGUAGCUGGGCCAAGAUCCACCCAGAAUAUGAACAGGACAUCCAAAAAACGCUGCAGGUCAUGGCUUUCAAGAAUGAAGAGGCUUCACUGCGUGGGAAACCCACGACAGCCACGUCUGAGUCCCAGCAAGAGACGUUUGCUGGCGUUUUGGUCAUUCAGCUAACCGGCUCCACGGGUAAGAGGGUGUACACUUGGCCUAAAGAUGGCCCGACAGCGCAGGAGGAACUCGGUAAUCACCUGGAAAAGCUGGACCUCAUUCGAAAAGAGUUCAGUGUGCACGUGUAUCUGGAGGAAGGCUCCACUGACAACAUUUGUAUCUCUGGAAAGAAGGAUACUGACAUGGAGCAGAUCAUUGUUCGAAUGCAAAGAUUAUGGAAAACAACCAUGGCAAAGACUAACACCCGCAUCAAAGCCUACCUUGUUGAGCCACCCGCAAAGGAAAUCAUGCGAAACACAGUGAUUUUGGUGAAGAGUGGCAAGAUUGCAUUGCCAUUCCUUCAUGCAACUCAGCAUCGUCUCUUGGGGGCAAAACAUGAUCAAAAGCGCGACAAUAUUGAUGAUAUCCAGAGGAACAACAGCCAGCUACUGUUGGGUAGCUUUCAAGAAGCCUUGUCGCAAGCAAACCUUUUCGCUGGCUACCUGCGGAUGCGUGUGCACUUUGGCUCCUUUGUUAUGGAUAGGUUUCAAGCACCUGACAAUGGCCAAAAGGCGUACGGGCUUGAAGAAUUCCGGGAGAUGGUUCUCCUUGAACGUGCCAGAGGACGGCUGGUACCAGGAUUGAAAAUCAGUGGCGAACAGCUGCUAUCUCGAUGCAUGAGCGCUACCUCCGUUUUUGAACCGGUGGAUACUUCAUACAAACUCAAGGAACUCAAGAGCAUCAUACCCACCUAUUCAGCUAGUUUCCAGUUUUCGGGAGCAGCCAACUCCCCAUUUCGCCUGGAAGUAGAUUUCCGGCGACGCAGUACUGAGAUUGAAAAGAUUUACCACCGAUGGUUCAACACCCAUGACGAGCAAAGUGAAAAUGCCCGCUUACUCCCCAUGCAACUUGGUGUGAUGAACUUCAUAAGGUCGGACUGGCAAGCCGAUAUCGAACUCUUCGAGCCCCUGCACAAUGAUCAGAUGAGCGAACAUUUAGGUAGCUUUCUCCACUCAAUCAGAUUCGAUAACAAGCUACGAGUGCACGGUAUGGCCACCAGUCCCCGCAAGAAGGUUCUCUUCAACCAAGACGCAUCAGUAUCCAAUUUUAUUGAGAAAUCAGCAAUCCAGUUGACCGUCAAAGGAACAAAGUAUGUGUUAGAAUUGGCUCGGUUUGAUCGAUACACCCGGCGGACGCUUGGAUGGACCACGACACCAGAUGUUGCAUGGAGUGCGACUCUAUUCAAUCCUGGCUGGGAUGCUGCCCUAGGCGCAUCUAUCAGGUCAUUUGCAACGGACCCGAAGGAUACAGCGAGACGGGUGGGAGAUUUCGAGUCUUUCUUCCCACAGGAAGCUGCAAGCCUCGGUGGCGAUAAUGAGGGUUUCUGGGAGUAUCUGAAACUCGUUCAUGAUCUCUCUGGCCUUCUCGGAUUGAGCAAACAAGAUUUUGAGAGACUUUCGGAGAACUCCAUCAAACAGAGAAUGGCGGGAUUGAUGGAUGUGGAGCUUGGAAUGCUGUUUUAG
This is a messenger RNA of Penicillium pulvis, 2280 nucleotides long. RefSeq lists its product as uncharacterized. The transcript is spliced from 9 exons. NCBI's taxonomy places the organism in Eukaryota, Fungi, Ascomycota, Eurotiomycetes, Eurotiales, Aspergillaceae. Bases 1 to 2280 code for a protein of 759 amino acids. The record is from RefSeq and is a predicted model, not a curated record.